Messenger RNA from Odontomachus brunneus, 418 nucleotides. RefSeq names its product 60S ribosomal protein L38 (gene RpL38). The record is from RefSeq and is a predicted model, not a curated record. Gene Ontology annotation, molecular function: structural constituent of ribosome. NCBI's taxonomy places the organism in Eukaryota, Metazoa, Arthropoda, Insecta, Hymenoptera, Formicidae. The coding region runs from base 157 to 384 and encodes 75 amino acids. Gene Ontology annotation, biological process: translation; protein-RNA complex assembly. Gene Ontology annotation, cellular component: cytosolic large ribosomal subunit; ribosome. The transcript is spliced from 5 exons.
AGCUGAUGAAUCGACGUCGCCAUUUCGAUACUAACCUAACUUAAGCCGACCUAACCCGACUUGACCACGAGUCGUAAAAGUGUUUGUGCUCCUCUCUUUCGAAGUCCUGCGUGCGUCACGAAUCAGCUACGUUAACGAGUAGACGACCGUUUAAGAAUGCCACGUGAAAUCAAGGAAAUCAAGGACUUUCUGCUGAAAGCCAGAAGGAAGGAUGCAAAAUCUGUUAAAAUUAAGAAGAACGCCGACAAUGUGAAAUUCAAGGUUCGCUGUUCCCGAUUUUUGUAUACUCUUGUGAUUACUGACAAGGAAAAGGCAGAGAAGUUAAAGCAGUCUCUACCACCAGGUUUACAAGUUAAGGAAGUAAAAAGGAGUGAACGUGUAUAAAAAAUGACUUAAAAUAAACUUUCUUCUUAAAUGA